UGCAACACACGGUCACACUGUUCGGAAUGUUUAUUUUUAGCGUCAAAAAACCCAGAAGUUCUAAAAUUCUUUUAUAAUGAGGGGAAUGAUCAUUGUUCCCAUGGACAUAGAUCCUGGCUUCCGCAAGGCAACCAUCCACAACUUGCCCACGCUAAACAGCGGAGUGGUGUAUAACUUUUGCCUGGCAGCAGCAUCCGAAAAGCCACAAAAUAUAUCGACGGAUAACAAUGAUCUCCUAACAGACUAUGUGCAAUUGCGACAGCAGGGCAGCAUCUGCGAACUGAAGGCCAUGGUGUUCUCCGCAUCCGAGUUUGCCAAUACGGACACACAUGCCAAUGUGGCCAUCAAAGUACUCGAAAACCCGCGGGCAAUUGCCGAGAGCCAAUGCAGUCGGUGCCCCGAUUCUGAAGUAUGCCCACACAUCGUGGCCUUUACAUUUUGGCUACUGCAGAAGAGCACGCACCGAAAACCCUCGGCUGUGGUGGAAUUUUGGGGGCAUGAACUGGAAUUGCUGGUGCAGCCGGAGCCCACACGGGCCAUUCCCAUAUGUGAUAUGAUUGCCAAAGAUGAAGUGCGCCUGCAGAGUGACUUGAACUCCCAAAAAAUGAACGACAGUGAUGGGCAGGCCUUCCUCUCGGCUGUGCUGGAGGAAAUAGCCAUUUGUGGACGGGGAUCGGCUCUGUACAGACAAUGCGCUGAGACCAGCGAUGAGUUUGAGACUCUUUUCGUGCAUCAUGUGCUUCUGAGGUCAAACGAGUACAACAUACACGAUGUCCAGGGCUUUGCCCAGCACAUGGAGCAACAGGCGCAGAUCGGUCUCCCCGAGAGCCUCAAUGAUGUUAGCAGGAACCAGUACAAGUCGAGACUGUGGGUGGAAACGCAGUACAUGCGCAUUCGCUGCUCCAUGAUAAACCUGGUGGCCAAGCGGAAAACGGCCGAGGACGAUGAGCUGAUAUUCAACAUGAUGUUCUGCAAGGGACGCGACAAGAACACCGAAGCCCGUAUGCAGCUGAAGCAGCACAAGCGAUUCAUUUUGAAGCAGACGGAAAAACUGGAGAACAAGGAGUACAUCGAAUGCGGACUGCUGCUGCACGAGAACUAUCCGUUUCUGUGCGCCACCCCAGAUGGCAUCACAGACGAUCACAUUGUCGAGAUCAAAGCGCCAAAAACUGAGGAGGACUUCGAGAGGUAUCUGGAGGCUGGCGAGUCGAUAGCACCCAAAUACAUGGCCCAAAUACAGAUACAAAUGUUUGUGGCGAAUGUCAGCAAGGCGCUCUACUGCGUCCUCAGUCCCAUCUUCGAGACGAACGGAGCUCUGCACUAUGUCUGGGUGCAGGCAGAUCCGGAAUUUGUGGCCAGUCUGGUCACAAUGGCCGAGGACUUUUGGAGGGACAUUGUCUUUCCGCGCCUGCUCAAUACCUAUCCGCAGAUAACCUACUCCCAAAUUAGUUGAUCCAAGAGUAAGAGCUGGCUUCUGAUCCCACCCGACUAGUCAAUAAAUGAAAUAUGAAUAAUCUUAC
This is a messenger RNA of Drosophila obscura, 1520 nucleotides long. RefSeq lists its product as uncharacterized. The record is from RefSeq and is a predicted model, not a curated record. The transcript has 3 exons. NCBI's taxonomy places the organism in Eukaryota, Metazoa, Arthropoda, Insecta, Diptera, Drosophilidae. The coding region runs from base 77 to 1453 and encodes 458 amino acids.